This is a messenger RNA of Triplophysa dalaica, 1218 nucleotides long. It is a transcript of the gene tsen15, whose product is annotated as TSEN15 tRNA splicing endonuclease subunit. NCBI's taxonomy places the organism in Eukaryota, Metazoa, Chordata, Actinopteri, Cypriniformes, Nemacheilidae. Gene Ontology annotation, biological process: tRNA splicing, via endonucleolytic cleavage and ligation. The coding region runs from base 588 to 1028 and encodes 146 amino acids. Gene Ontology annotation, molecular function: nucleic acid binding. The transcript has 4 exons. The record is from RefSeq and is a predicted model, not a curated record.
CAGUGAACUGAUUAUGUUAUUAAUACUACUUAUUUCACCAAACAGUUAUUGCGACGUAAAUAAGUGAAUUCUUUCAAACAAGCAAUUCCUGCUCAAGCAAUUCAAGUGCUUCAUAUAUGGAUCCAUUGAAAAACGGUGUCGUUUCUACCCGAACGCAUUUAAGUGAAGGACUACAACAACCGGCUGCACUGGUGUUUUAUCAGUUUGGCUAAAUUAAUAUCAUCUAAAAUACGUCUGUCUAUGAGGUCUUACAUACAAAACAACGACUGUUAAGCCACUGACUUACAAAGCAUGCGAGUUUUUAAAGAUAUUACAUUGAAGGCUUGGUUCAUGAAUAUUAAGGUUGCGUGACGUUCUCGGGAAAGGAAAUGAUGCUACGCCACUACGUUACCAUUAGACGUCACCAGGACGUAAUUAAUAUUCAUGAGAUCAUGCCUUUCUCGUAGUAAGAUUCGUUGUUGAGAAGCGCAGAUGGUUUGUCGAAUCGUUCACGUGCACGUGUAAGGUCUACACAUAUAUGUUUAGUAAAAUGUAUUAAUUAAAUAUGUGCUUGGUGGGAAACAGCAGCCUAAAAGUUAAAAAUUAUAAUGGAUGAAGCACAUCAAGCAGAUAUUCCGAACUGGAUCCAGCAGCACAGCGUGUACCAAGAUCUUAUGCGUCUAGAUGUGGGUGACAGUGCUCAAGUGUAUGCUGCCUUCCUGGUCUACAUGGAUCUGACAGAAGUUCGUGGCUGGUCAGGGGUGUUUGGUGUUUCCUGUCCGGAGUUACAGGCGGUUCUGCUGGAGGGUCGAGAGAAAGAGGGAGACACAGUACAGAUGAUCUACCCACUCCCUUCACAUAGAUCCAUCAAGCACAAAGUGUUACGCUGUGUUUUAGACAGAGGUUCCCCAAUGCUCUUGUGUGUAGUGGCGUCUGACUCCAGUCUGGUGUACCAGAGGCUGUGUGAUGGAUUUCUGACCCCUGAUCCUCCAUUGGACAUCCAAGACCAGGGUCGCCGACAGCAUCGUAAACGGAGGUUACAAACAUGAGAAACCCAGAUCCAGCAUAAAUAAACGCAUCCAAAAGUGAUCAUUACGAUGAGGACUGAUGCAGGAUAGUUUAGAAGAAACUGAGGUUGAACACGAGAGACUGAAUUUGUAUAUUUUUGCGAUCAUCCUAAUAUAUCUUGCUAUUGUAUACCGCAAUAGAGAUUUACAGUAUUAAAGACAAUACAAUUGA